AUGAAGAAGAAGACUGUGUUGGCCUUGCUUGGGGUUGUCCUCGGGUACCUGGUGACAGGGGCAGUGGUCUUCCAGAUGCUUGAACAACCCUAUGAGGCUCAGCAACAAAAUCUUCUCAAUGAACACCGUAGAAAGUUCCUUGAGGAAAACAUGUGUGUGCAGGAGGAUAUUCUCGACAGCUUUGUACUGCAGGUGAAGGAAGCUUUGGGCUCUGGAGCUGAUAUUACAAUAAAUGGCACCAAUGUUACCACAAACUGGGACAUCGGGAGCUGCUUCUUCUUUGCAGGAACGGUCAUCACUACAAUCGGUUUUGGAAACAAUGCUCCUAAGACAGAAGGUGGCCGGAUAUUCUGUAUUUUCUAUGCACUUUUUGGCAUUCCUCUUUUUGGUAUCCUGUUGGCUGGAGUGGGCGACCAUUUAGGAUCAGCUCUUCGCAAAGGCAUCGGGAAGGUGGAAAUUAUAUUCUUGAAGUGGCGUGUCUCACCGACCAUUGUACGGGUUAUCUCAGCUGUACUCUUCAUCCUUGUUGGCUGUCUACUCUUCGUCCUUAUUCCCACCUUAGUCUUCCAAGAAAUCGAGGACUGGACCCUGCUAGAGGCCAUUUACUUUGUAGUUAUCACCCUUACCACAAUUGGCUUUGGUGACUAUGUGGCAGGUGAUAGUGCUGGAAAUGAGCACACCUGGUACAAGCCGCUGGUCUGGUUCUGGAUACUGCUUGGCCUUGCUUACUUUGCUUCUAUUCUGACAAUGAUAGGAAACUGGCUGAGAGUUCUGUCGCAAAAAACCCGAGCAGAGAUGGGUGGUCUAACUGCUCAAGCAGCACACUGGACAGCAAGUAUGACCGCUGAAAUGAAGCUUCCUCACAGAGGUCUAAGCAUUAACUUUCAAGAACGAAUGUUGCGACAGAAAGGUGGUUUACAAAAUUCAAAUGCAGACCCACAAGAUGACAAUGAGGUAGAAGUGGAGAUGGAAGACGAGGAUAAUGGACAAGGGGACAGAACAGAAGAUGAAGAUGAAAAUGAAGAGCCCCAAACACUUCCAACUUCAGUUCCUACCAUUGUACCACAGACACCACCACGUACUUCUUUCAGAGCAGAGGAUCCUGCAAGACAAAUCAUAGAGUGGGGAGAAAAUAUGGCUUUUAUUGAUGAAUCUUCAGAUACUCAGAGUGAGAAAGGCAUGGGAGAGGGGGAGAAAGAUGAAAAGAGGGAAAAGGGAAAAGUACAGAGAAUCAAGAGGAGGAAGAGGACAGGAGGAAAAGGUGGUAGAAGAGAGACCCUCCCAACUACAAGGAAUCGGGAUAAGGGAGAAAGUGGGUAG
Messenger RNA from Bufo bufo (common toad), 1320 nucleotides. RefSeq names its product potassium two pore domain channel subfamily K member 4 (gene KCNK4). The record is from RefSeq and is a predicted model, not a curated record. Gene Ontology annotation, biological process: stabilization of membrane potential; potassium ion transmembrane transport. Gene Ontology annotation, molecular function: potassium ion leak channel activity. The transcript has 6 exons. NCBI's taxonomy places the organism in Eukaryota, Metazoa, Chordata, Amphibia, Anura, Bufonidae. Gene Ontology annotation, cellular component: membrane. Bases 1 to 1320 code for a protein of 439 amino acids.